AAAAUUUAUAAUUUACUUGGCCAAUGACCAUGAUGUGAAAUUAUAUGCACACUUUUUUCCCAAAAAAGUGUGUAUUUCAAGUUUGUGUAAAUUAGGAAAAAUACAAAAAAGCCUUUUUUUUUUCUUUGAAUGCAUUUCAUUUUAGUUUCUAAAAAAAUGCUAUUAUUUACUAAAUACUAAAUCAAUAAAUAUGCAUAUUAAGUUUCAUUAUUUAUCUUUGUAGGAAGAUGGCGCCUAAAGAACGGUCUAGGGAUAUUGGAUGGGCUACAGCCACGAAAGUACAAGGCAAUAUGUCAUGGACAAAAUGCAACUACUGUGAUGCUAUCCACCUAGGAGGUGGAAUUACCAGACAUAAACAACAUUUGGCAGGAGGAUUUUCUAAUGUUGCCAAGUGUACAUGUGCCCAGAUGAAGUAAGCAAAGCAAUGAGGAAGCACUUAAGGGGAAGUAGAGAUAAAGCAAAAACAACUGUUGAAGAUGAGGAUAGAUUGGUUGAAUAUAAGGGAUCAUGGGGAUUAUAAAGGAUCCGAUAUGGAGGUAGAGGAUGAUCAACAACUUGCAUGAGCGAUGCAUAUUUCAAGGGAGGAAGCAAAAAAAAAAACGAUGGAUAGCAGAACAACUGAGAAGAAGUCAAUCUGUAGGACCUAGGUGUGGUGGCCCGAUGAUUUAUGAACAAAGUUCUGGCUCUAGAAGUCAUCCAAGUGUAUAUAUUGCAGGCACUGUGAAGGGCAUGUUUGACAAAUUUGCCUCUAGUGGUAAAGGCAAGGGGAGAAGGAGCCCAGAAAUUAGAGAUAUGAGAGAUGCACCAUACAAACAUCAUAAUGAAGGACAACAAAGGAUUGAAGAGGCUUUGUAACUUAAGACAUUGAGUAAAAAAAUUGGGAAAGCAAUCUCUAGGUGGUUCCACAGUUCUAUAAUUCCACCUCACAAAGCUAAAGAUCCAUACUUCAAGGCUAUGGUUAAGGAGAUUAAGACGUGGAGAAAAUGUGAAGCCACCCACUCCUCAUGAAAUUGCUGGGCCAUAUUGACGAGGAUGUCCAUCAUCAAUUUUCUCAUAUAUUAUGAUGGGAAAACAAUAUUCCACAAGUCUUUCAACGCAUCCUCAGAUAUCAAGGACUCAAUGCAUUUGUUUAAAUUAAUGGAUAAAGUUGUUCAGGACGUUGGGCUAGAUAAUGUUGUUUAGAUUGUGACUGAUAAUGCCGCCAAUUUCAAAAAGGCUGGUAUCUUACUUAUAGUGAAGUAUCCCACCCAAUAUUGGACACCUUGUGCAGCCUAUUGUGUUGAUUUGAUGUUCAAGGACAUUGGUGAAAUGAACAAAGUGCACACAUUGGUUUCUGAUGCCAAGAUGAUCACCAACUUCAUCUACAAUCACAGCCGGGUGUUGGCAUUGAUGAGAAAGUACACAAAAGGUGACUUGGUGAGGCAAAACGGAAGGAAGAACUGGUUAAGUCAUUCACCUCUAAUAAGUGGUUCACUAGUAAAUAUGCAACCACUGAAAUUGGAAAAGCUGUUCAAGACCUAAUCACCUGAACAAAGUUUUGGGAAAUGGUAUACCGACUUACUAAGAUUAUGCAACCACUAUUUGUGAUACUUAAGUAGUUGAUGGUGAGAAGGCGCAGACCAUGGAAAAUAUAGUGCAUUGUAUGGAAGUUGUCAAACAGAAGAUAGAAGAGGAAAACCCAAAGUCAUUCAAGGCAUUUUUGAAGAUUAUAAAUCAUCGAUGGGAAACUAAUUUGGUUAAAGACCUUCAUCGGACAGCCUAUUAUUUGUAUCCGGAUCUUCACUACACAAACAAUUUAAGGUUUAAGAAAGAUUUGAUAGAAUCUUUGAAGGAUGUUAUUAACAAGUUAGCUCCUAAUAUUGAUUUGGCCAAAGAUGCGGUUGAAGAGGUGAAGUACUUCCAGGAGGCCACUUGUGGGUUUGUUGAUCAUUUAGCUAUCCGUGCUAGAGGAACACAAUGCCCUGCUGAUUGGUGGCUGAAUUAUGGAUGGAGCGCUCCAAACUUGAGGCCAAUAGUAAUGAAAAUAUUAUCAUGCACGACAUCCUCAAGUGGCUGUGAACGUAACUGGAGUACUUUCGGAUUGAUACACACCAAACCUUAGAAUCAUCUGAGUUAUGAGAAGCUGGAGGAGCUAGUGUAUGUGCACUAUAACAUGAAAUUGAAGAACUAUUUAGAAUUGGAGAAAUCAAGGGAUGAUAUUGAUGUCAACCCAAUUGACAUCACGCACAUACUCGACGAGGAAGAUCCAGCUAGGGGAUGGAUUGAAGACACUGAAAAGGUUUUGGUGAUGGACAAAUUAUCUGAAGAUCGAUGAGAAACCACACCUGAUCCCAUUAUAGAGGACCUCAUUAGAGAUAUAAAUGAAGAUUUUAUAAAUAUUGAUGAUGAUGAAACCCAAACACCAUCAGCUUUGCAAGAGGAUGAUGAUAGCUUCGAUGAUGGCGAUAUCAGAAGGACGAGAUCAGGUGUUACAUAUAGUGUAACUUAACCAGAUAGUGAUGAUGAUGAUCAAAACAAGGAUGAUGCUGAUGAUGAUGAUGAUGAUGAUGAUGAUGAUGACGAUGGUGGUGGUGGUGGUGGUGGUGGUGGUGGUAGUGGUGGUGGCCAAACUUAUGUAUUGGUACAUUUCACAGAGGAGGCUGCAUUUACACAUGCAACCCAAGAUAGUCAUCAUGGUGCUCACACACAACCAAAGUCUUAUAGUCGGAGGGGUAGGCGAUCCCACAAUCAGAGUGCUACUGAUGCGUUGAUGAGUAGUAUGGAGUCAAUGAGCAUUAGUUCAGAUCCCACUAGUUCCUCGUCCGGACAUGGACACCAUGUAUGUUCAGAUGCAUCUUUAGGUUAUAGAUAUGGGACUUAUGCAGGACAAUCAUUUGCCAAUCCAGAGUAGUACAGAAGUUUAGAUCACGCUGGUUCCUCAUUUGGACAUGGACACCAUGUAUCUUCAGGUGCUUCUUCAGACUAUGGAUAUGGGACUUAUGCAGGACCAACAUUAACCACUGUUGAGCAGUACAGAAGAUUCUACAAUGAAUGAGAGACCCACUACCAUAAAUAUUUCGACUGGGGUAAAUAUUGUGCCUAUAUUUGACAAGUGCAGAACAUCAUCUUAGUUGCUCCUACUGAAGAAGGUCCUAGCCAAGGAUUUGAACCACCACGACACUCUUCAUGGCACUCAUCACAGUGGCAAUGGCAAUGAGAAAAGAAAAAACUGUAAGAAACCU
Messenger RNA from Macadamia integrifolia, 3221 nucleotides. RefSeq lists its product as uncharacterized. The record is from RefSeq and is a predicted model, not a curated record. The transcript is spliced from 4 exons. Gene Ontology annotation, molecular function: protein dimerization activity. Lineage: Eukaryota; Viridiplantae; Streptophyta; Magnoliopsida; Proteales; Proteaceae. Bases 1622 to 2101 code for a protein of 159 amino acids.